This is a messenger RNA of Colletotrichum orchidophilum, 1359 nucleotides long. RefSeq names its product alcohol dehydrogenase GroES-like domain-containing protein. The record is from RefSeq and is a predicted model, not a curated record. NCBI's taxonomy places the organism in Eukaryota, Fungi, Ascomycota, Sordariomycetes, Glomerellales, Glomerellaceae. Gene Ontology annotation, molecular function: oxidoreductase activity; zinc ion binding. The transcript has 3 exons. The coding region runs from base 1 to 1359 and encodes 452 amino acids.
AUGGCAUCACAAGCAGCAUAUGCGGCCGAAAAGGCCAUUGGCCACCAAGACGACGCCGUCACCGCCCAAGACGUCACCGAGUACAGCGGAGAUAAAGGCGACGACAGCGAGCUCAUGAAGGCCCUCGUCUGGCAAGGCAAGAACAAGGUCGAAAUCGUCACUGUGCCCAAGCCCAAGGUCCUAGAGGCAACCGACGUCAUCCUCAAAGUCACCGGCAGCACGCUCUGUGGGAGCGAUCUCCACCUCCUCCAUGGCUCCGUCGUCCAGAUGAACAAGGGCGACAUCCUCGGCCACGAGUUCUGCGGCGUCGUCGACCAAGUCGGAUCCGCCGUCACCAAAGCAAAGGUCGGCAAGCGCUACGUCGCCUCGUUCCAAAUCGCAUGCGGAAGCUGCUUCUACUGCAAACAAAAGCUGUCCUCGCAGUGCGAGAGGACCAACUCCAACACAAUGGAAAAGUCCAUGUACGGCUCCCAGACGGCCGGCAUGUUUGGCUACUCCCACUUCACCGGCGGAUUCGCCGGCGGCCAAGCCGAGUACGUCCGCGUACCCCUCGGCGACGUGAACCUCCUCGCCAUCCCGGACGACGUCCCGGACGAGAAGGCGCUCUACCUCUCCGACGUCCUCGCCACCUCCUACAACUGCGUCAAGGACACGGCCGUCUACCCAAACGACCGAGUCGCCAUCUGGGGCGCCGGCCCCAUUGGCCAAAUGGCCGGCGCCUUCGCCCUCGACGAAGGCGCCUCCAAAGUCAUCUUUGUCGACACCGAGCCCCGCCUGUCCUACAUCAAAUCCAAAUGGCCCGCCGCCCACGCCGACAAGCUCGCCCUCAUCGACUACAAGACGCUCUCGCACGGCGUGACCACAAAGGAAACCGUCGUCUCGCGCCUCAAAGACCUCUGCGGCGGCCGCGGCCCCGACGCCGCGCUCGAGUGCGCCGCGGGCGAGUACCCCAAGGGCUGGCUGCACACCGUCGAGAUCGCCCUGGGCGCCGAGACGGACACGAGCGAAAUCAUCAACGAAAUGGUCGAGGGCGUGCGCAACUUUGGCCGCGCGGGCGUCACGGGCGUGUACGUCGGGUACACGAACCACUUCAACAUUGGGUCGUUGAUGGAGCGCGGGGUGCGGCUGAUUGGCAACGGGCAGGCGCCUGUUCAUCUGUACUGGGAGGAUCUGCUGCGCAAGAUUCAGGAGGGCAAGAUUGACGUGUACCAGAUGCUUUCGCACCGCAUCCGUCUCGACGAUUUGGACAAGGUGUACUACAAGUUUGAGAAGCACGAGGAUGGGAUUCAAAAGAUCUUUGUCGAGACAAAAUUUUCGUUUCCUAGGGCUGAGGGGUCCCCCGAGUUGACGACGUACUGA